AUAUAUAAUGUUCAUUAGUUAAGUUAAUUUAAGUUAAGGAAAACCAAACGCUGUUUACUAUAAAACUUUCCUGUCCUGCAUCUUUUAAAAAGACCUUUUAAAAAUAAUCAGAAAUUUAUGGGGACUUCUGAGGUUUAGUGGCGGCUUCAGUAAUACGCACUCUGUCUACUAUCUAGCGCUCUAAUACUCUAAUAUGUACAGUAUAUCUGUGAAAAUACAUGCGCAUAUAUGAAUGCUAAUGAUCUCUUCAACCUACUUCCUGCCCACAUUGUUAUAAAUAAACCCAAAGACACGCCUCCCGAACGCACUGAAAUGAUUAAUCACAUCGUGGAUAAGGCAUCCAUGCUGUGUAUGUACUGUACGCACUGGCAAUGUCAACUAAGCAUCCUCUGACCCUCUGUACCUGGGAAGAACUGAAAACACGUUUUGCCUUUGUAUGACCCACCCACCCACACACACACACGCACACACAAAACAUUCAUAAAUGAGCGUCCUGAGGCAUGAAAACUUGACAUUGCUGGCAGGUUACAGUCAUUAGGAACUCAACUCAAUCUAUCAGACAUGUUCAAAGUCACAGGCAACACACACACACACACACACUAGGGGUGUCCUAUGAGUCAGAUCUUUUGAACCAAGUCAUGUUUCCUAAACUUUUAUAGCAAAAUAGGGUCAUCCAUACUACCAUACUAAAUAGUAUAUCAGUAUAGUGUGCUACCCAUAAUGCUGUACUAAAGAGUAUAUUAAAAUAGUAUGGAACCCAAACUACCAUACUGAAUAGUAUGUUAAAAUAGUAUGGAACCCAUACUACCAUACUAAAUAGUAUAUCAAAAUGGUGUAGCACUCAUACUCACAUACUAGGUCAGAUGAAUAUUUAACCCCUACUGCCUUACUAAAUAGUAGUCUGGCACCUGUACUGUCAUACUACAUAGAGUCAUAGUAAUAUGACAUCCAUCCUGCUUCAUCAAAUAUUAUGUAUUAAAUACUAUGUUAAAGAUUCUGCCGUACAAGCCACAUAGAAAAUAGCACGCCAUCCAUACUACCGUACUAUGUAGCAUGCAUACUAGAUCCAUCAUCCAUACCAUACUGUACCACCUCUAUAGUACUCUGGCAUUUUAAAUGUAGGCAACACAGCUACGCAUCCUGUGUGCUGUCCUUGGCAGUGCCUGUGCAAAAACUAGCUCGCCAUUCAUAAGAUCAGAUUGAGAUCAGAUAUCUGUUUUUUCCUCUCUCUCUCUCUCUCUCUCUCUCUCUCUCUCUCUCUCUUUCUCUUCCUUUUCUCACUGCCAAAAAAAACCCAAAACAAAAACAGCUGAUCUGAAACCAGCACUGCAGCUCCAAGAAACUGCAGUGCAGAAAGAACAGGGCGAGUGGAACAGAAUGAAGUCCAACUUAGAAAAAAAAAGAUGAGGGAGGAAUGAUGAGUGGAUGAGAGAGAGAGAGAGGGAGAGAGAGAGAGAAAGGGAGAGAGACAGAGCGAGAGAAAGGGAGAGAGAAUGUCGGGCAGCCAGAGGAGAAAAGUUGAGUUAGAGCCAGAUUUUCUUCAGCAGUGAGACGGAGGCUCGUGUGUUUAGUCUGCAGUAAAAGAAAGCGCACUGCUGUUCUGCUGUUCUGCUGUCCCGGGAUAGAGUGUGUGUGUGUGUGUGUGUGUGUGUGUGUCUGUGUGUGCGUGUGCAUGUGUGUGUGUGUGCGUGUGUGUGUUCUAUGACUGACGGUGUGAGUCUGCACGUGUGCUAGAACAUCAGGAGCAGAAGAGCACCGGUAUAUAUCCUGAAGACGAUUUCACUUUUAGAUCGUACUGUCCUCUGGAAUUCUUUCUAUAGGACACAGAGAGCGUUACCUGAGCAUCGGAAGAGCCUCUUAUAAAGAGGUACACACACGACCCAGGAUCUUUCCUCAUAAAUUGGAACUUCUGUUAGGACACCCUUGCACCUUGCACCAAACUCUGAAGGAAGCACCCAGAGUUCUUGGAAAAUAUACCACGGUGUGAUCCAGGUGUGCACCCAAACCACCAAGGCCUUGGAGACAGAAAUUCUGGGAGACGGACAGAAUACUAAGGAGCGGAGAACAGAGAGCGGAAGAGAAACGUUGGAACGGACUGUGAGAUGGAGAUCCUGAAAGGAAGAAGGUUCCUGCCAGAAAGGAGCUCCGUCAGCCUUCUCCUGCUUGUCAUGUUCAGUGUGUAUGGUACAUUGGAGGCAUUGGAGAUGAACACUGGUAAGGUCCCCUUUUUGGAGGCGGUGAACGGUAGUGACGUCCUGCUGCCCUGCAUCUACGCCAGUUGCAUCGGCAUCGAAAAACUGUACGUCAAAUGGGAGUUCAAUGACAACGGCACCAUGGUAAAGGUGAUGGACUCCGUGAUCCCAACGGAUCACGCAGAGCCAGUGAACAUGCAUAUUUCGUGGGACCGUGUGGCAUUUAUGGGUGCCAGUAAGACAAACAAUGUGUCCAUUAUGAUCUGGAAUGUGACCUUCGAGGACGCUGGCCAGUACACGUGCUUCGGCAAGAACCCCAAAGAGAUGGGCAAGAACCACAGUGCCAUCUUCACACUCUACGUGGUGGAUGAACUACGGGUUGUGGAUAACACUCUGACCAUGAUCAUCGUGUCGUGUGUGGGAGGCGGCAUAGCUCUGCUGGUGAUCUUCAUGCUGCUCAAGAACCUCACGCUCUUCGUCCUUGCCAAGGUCGAGGAGAAAAAUAAGGAGUGCCUCGUCUCCUCAGGGAUCGAUAAUACGGAAAACGGACUGUCCGGCUCCAAAGUGACACCCAAACCUACGCCAAAGAAAGCCUGAGAGUGACACACACACACACACACACACACAUAUAUAUAUACACAAAUGCACACUUUAGUCAACAUCCUGACCCCUUCCUGUCUGGUCACAUCUCUGUUUUGAAGAGAAAAGAAAAAAAACACACAGUUCAGUGUGACGCAUUUAUACAUUUAGCAAUUUAUUAUUUGUAUAUUUCACAAAUAAGCGCAAACGUGAACGACGAGUACAGGCCGUAUCGAGGUGUGCAAAUAUUGCAUCUCGUUACAUUCAAAACAAAACAAAACAGAACAACAACAUAUGUACACAGUUAACUCAGCCGAACUCACGCAGUUGAGACUGCAUGAAGCGAAUUUGUCGUAAAAAUGUAUUUAUCCCAUCAUUGGAAUUUAGAUUUAUUUGUUUGUUUUUGCGUAAGAUGAAACCAGGUGCCUGUAGACGCUUCUGUCGCCACCUAGGGGUGGGGAGGACUACACUAAUGCAACACACGCGCGCACACACAAAAAGAGUAAAAAAAAGAAAUAAAUGCAAACAAAACAGAAUGCAACAAUAAAAACAGAAAACAUAUAGAUGCUGCUAGCUGAUGAACGAAUACUUGAAAAUCUAUAGAAAAUAGAUCGUUUUCCCCUGGAAAACACAAGUGCAAAUAAAACACUGAACAUGCUGCUUUUAAUUCAAAUUAAGCGAUGCUUUUUCUAGCAUGGUGACAGCCAACACAUUUUUAUUAUAACAGUAGAGGAAUACAAUAUAUAAAUAAAUAUAUAUAUGUACUGUAACAGUGUUUACUAGAACAGUAGAUGAAUAUACUUAGUAAUUUUUUUAUUACCUAACAUAAUAACUUAUUAAACUCAGAUAGUCCGCACUGUAAUACGAAUGUACGCUGAUAUAAAUAAAAACACACGCAUAUCAAAAUGAUCGCCACUCAGCAAACUUACAAAUGCAAUAUUCUGACAUUUUAACCAGCAUGGGAUCAGUGUAGGCUUAUUAAUAAUAAUAAUAAUAAAAAAUACAUUGCUGUAAUGUAUAUAAGCUUUGCCCUGUGUAACAUAUAAAACUAACGAACACUGUAUAUUUUUUUGUUCAGUUUGGGGGUCAGUUUGCUACGUAACCAGGUAAAGUACGUGCAGAUGUUCUACUACUAAAAUACAGUAGGUACUGAUUCAGUAAAUGUAGAAUGUAAAACAGGAAACUGUUUGAAAUACGAUGCAGUGCAGGGUUUGCACACGGACCGAUGUCUUGUUUUGUCAUUAUUUUCCCUCCACAAAGUCAUAAAAACACCACUAAUUCAACAGAAAGCGUUUUUUGUUGUUGUUGUUGUUGGGGUAUUUUGUAAAUAAUGUUAAUGUCAUGAUUUAGCUAAUGUUGGCACAACGAUUUUCCAACAUUAAGGUUUGAACGCCAGAGGAAUCUCGGCAGCAGCCGGUUUAGACUGAUUUUACUCGGCUGUGGUCACGUUUAGUCGUCUGAAACCUUCUGACUAGGAGAAGACGUUCACGCCAAUUUCCAAGAUGGAACUCCAAGUCGGACUUUUGGGAGUCAGCCCCAAUUUCUCUUAAAAUAUGAUUACAAAAAAAACAACUUCAUUAUUUCAGUUUAUAUGAAUUAUUUUUUAAAAACAUUCAGUUCUCCUAAUGUUUAGGAGAACAUGUGUUAAUGCUUAGCAUUUACACAUCUAUACGCUAACGCUAGCUAAUUAAUUAAGAGUUGAUUAGACACUACAGUUGCCAUUUUUAUUUCGGAAAUGAGAAGCCGCACAAAUCGGAAGUUUUCCUCCCUUCUGAGUUUUGCGCCCAUGACCGAAAUGUGACAUACGUCCUACUGUUUAACAAAUCUCCUGUUAAACACAUUGCUAACUUUAGCUAGUUACUGUAGCUAGCCUGGUUUUGAUUUGGGUAUUGGUUUUCUUCCUAGAAAUGACUCCUAUUGUAAAACCCUACAUAAUGCAACCAAAUAUAAGAGAAAAGACGUUCCAGUGCCUGGAAUACUGCCGAUUACUAGUAAAAAAAUAAAAAUAAAUAAAAUUUCUAUUAUAAAUUACAGUAAUAAGUUUGAAGCGUGGGUUUCUGGAACUCACUCACAGUUGUGAUCACGGCUUGAAAAGACAUUUUAUCGUGGUCCGUGUUCGUCAGAAACGACGUCAACCUGAGCAGAUCUGCAGUUUAACUCAAAGUUGACGCGUUCUAGACUCCUUUACUGACUCGCUGCUCAGGAUUUGUGCAA
Molecule: messenger RNA, 4985 nt
Organism: Ictalurus punctatus (channel catfish)
Lineage: Eukaryota; Metazoa; Chordata; Actinopteri; Siluriformes; Ictaluridae
Gene: scn4bb
Product: sodium channel, voltage-gated, type IV, beta b
Exons: 6
Coding region: 2103-2789 (228 amino acids)
Biological process (GO): regulation of sodium ion transmembrane transporter activity; regulation of ventricular cardiac muscle cell membrane repolarization; cardiac muscle cell action potential involved in contraction
Cellular component (GO): membrane; voltage-gated sodium channel complex
Molecular function (GO): sodium channel regulator activity; transmembrane transporter binding
Source: RefSeq, a predicted model, not a curated record